AUGCGUGCGACAUCACGGCUUUUUGCGACCGUCAAGUCGGCAUCCAAAUACCUCGAACCAUACACGCCGACAGGUCUAACCGGUCUGUCGACGCAUCCGUCACCUCGACCAGCUCUCAUCUACACAUACCGCGAGACGCUCAAGAAAUUAAAAGCACUGCCCAAGACCUCUGUAUACCGACAAGCCGUGGAGGCGUUGACCAAGCAGCGGCUAGAGAUCGUGGAAGCCGUCAAACCCGAGGGCUACGAGCAAUACCUGGAACGAGUUCGCAAACAGAUUGACGCCAACCCGGCCGCAUACAGUCGGUUGAUGCACGACGAUGGCACUUUGACCAGCGAGAAAGCACACAUCGAACCGGUAGAUAACUGGGAUGGUGUUAUUACGAGGGCUGAUGCCUUCCCGGAGGGCUCCAACAACCAGAUUCAAGCCGAGCGCAAAGCUGCCGCUAUUCAAAAGGAGGCGAAGGUCGUUGACAAAGAGGCUGAGGAGGGCAGAGCGCCUGAAGUUGAGGAUCUCGAGGUCGAGCCGCCCUUGACGAAAGACCAGAUCGAGGAUAUCGAGAAGAAGAUCGGUGCCGGUCUGAUUGAAGAAGUGGUCCAGGUCGCCGAGGGCGAAUUGGCGCUCGUUGCUGAAAUGCUCCGGCAUAAAGUGUGGGAAGAACUCGAGGAAAAGGCGCCUCCAGGCCAGUGGGUGUACUUUGAGCGCCCAGAUGCAGUUUAA
Molecule: messenger RNA, 720 nt
Organism: Capronia coronata CBS 617.96
Lineage: Eukaryota; Fungi; Ascomycota; Eurotiomycetes; Chaetothyriales; Herpotrichiellaceae
Exons: 3
Coding region: 1-720 (239 amino acids)
Biological process (GO): respiratory electron transport chain
Source: RefSeq, a predicted model, not a curated record